Otolemur garnettii (small-eared galago) is the source of this 1649-nucleotide messenger RNA. RefSeq names its product intraflagellar transport 46 (gene IFT46). The transcript has 12 exons. Bases 346 to 1257 code for a protein of 303 amino acids. The record is from RefSeq and is a predicted model, not a curated record. Gene Ontology annotation, biological process: cilium assembly; intraciliary transport. NCBI's taxonomy places the organism in Eukaryota, Metazoa, Chordata, Mammalia, Primates, Galagidae. Gene Ontology annotation, cellular component: motile cilium; intraciliary transport particle B; centrosome.
ACGAGGAGGUCUCGCGAGAGGGAAAGCAACUCUCGCGAUGAUUUAUUUAUUUAUUUAUUUAUUUGUGUCUGUGUUUAUUUGCCUAGCGGCUGACAACGGGCUAGUUGCUCCGGGUGGAACUCCUAAGGUGGUCUAACCUGAGAUUGGAGUGAGACCCCAGCCGUAGGCCGGGGUUCUUUCCAUAUAGAGGAGACGGAUUCAGAGGGGCUCCAGACCAAGAUUGUUGAAAACCAGACAUAUGAUGAGCGUCUAGAGAUUAACGACUCUGAAGAGGUUGCAAGUAUUUAUACUCCAACCCCAAGACACCAAGGACUUCCUCAUUCUGCCGAGCUUCCUAACAAGACUAUGGCUGAUAACAGCAGUGAUGAGUAUGAAGAAGAAAAUAACAAGGAGAAGAAGAAGACCUCACAGUUGACACCUCAGCGGGGCUUCAGUGAAAAUGAUGAUGACGAUGACGACGACGACUCAUCAGAAACUGAUUCUGAUGAUGACGAUGAUGAUGAAGAACACGGAGCCCCUCUGGAAGGAGCCUACGAUCCUGCAGAUUUUGAGCAUUUGCCAGUUUCUGCAGAGAUUAAGGAACUCUUCCAGUACAUCAGUCGGUACACACCUCAGUUGAUUGACUUGGACCACAAACUGAAACCCUUCAUUCCUGAUUUUAUCCCAGCCGUUGGAGAUAUCGAUGCAUUCCUAAAGGUCCCACGUCCUGAUGGAAAACCUGACAACCUUGGUCUUUUGGUAUUGGAUGAACCUUCUACAAAGCAGUCUGACCCUACGGUGCUUUCACUCUGGCUAACAGAGAACUCCAAGCAGCACAAUGUCACACAACACAUGAAAGUAAAGAGCCUGGAGGAUGCAGAAAAGAAUCCCAAAGCCAUUGAUAUGUGGAUUGAGAGCAUCUCUGAGUUACACCGUUCUAAGCCCCCUGCAACUGUGCACUACACCAGGCCCAUGCCGGACAUUGACACGCUGAUGCAGGAAUGGUCUCCAGAGUUUGAAGAACUUUUGGGCAAGGUGAGCCUGCCCACAGCAGAGAUUGACUGCAGCCUGGCGGAAUACAUUGACAUGAUCUGUGCCAUCCUCGACAUCCCUGUCUACAAGAGUCGGAUCCAGUCCCUCCACCUGCUUUUUUCCCUCUACUCGGAAUUCAAGAACUCACAGCAUUUUAAAGCUCUUGCUGAAGGCAAGAAAGCCUUCACCCCUCCAUCCAACUCCGCCUCCCAAGCUGGCGACGCAGAGACAUUAACCUUCAGCUGAGACACCUCCCACACCACCCUGUUUGAAGGCUGAACCGGCUCUUCUACUCCAGCUGAGACAGAGACGUCAUUGUCAGCCACCUGGUGUCCUUGCCUAUGCAACAGCAUGGCUCAGGGGCCAGCACAUGUCCUGCUACCCUCCCUGCCAGAGAGCACUGCACAGGUUUGUUAAACAGCUCUACUUAGCUCAGAUUGCCUUCCCAGGGGAGUUACACAUCUGUGCCCCUGUGGGCAUUUGAAUGAGAAGAAUUGGAAUUUCUGAGAUUUCAUGGAGCUCAGUUUGGAAGAAAAGCUUAAUGAUGACCUUUUUGGGAAAGAGAUGGAAUUACUUUCUUUCAUUCUUAAAGUUGUUGGGCAAAAAUUUUAUAAAUAAAAUGCUCUAUUGUCAGAUUA